This is a messenger RNA of Gastrolobium bilobum, 1829 nucleotides long. Its product is annotated as putative E3 ubiquitin-protein ligase XBAT31. The transcript is spliced from 8 exons. Gene Ontology annotation, biological process: protein localization to ciliary inversin compartment. NCBI's taxonomy places the organism in Eukaryota, Viridiplantae, Streptophyta, Magnoliopsida, Fabales, Fabaceae. Bases 188 to 1531 code for a protein of 447 amino acids. The record is from RefSeq and is a predicted model, not a curated record. Gene Ontology annotation, molecular function: protein binding. Gene Ontology annotation, cellular component: ciliary inversin compartment.
UUGUCUCCCUCCUUCAUUUCUCUCUCUAUACUAUGCCAUUUUCACACACAGCACACACAGGUCACUUCUCAAACUCAAUAAAUGUGGAAGCUUUGAUUUGGAAACGUGGAACUGCAGGCCACCGUCUCUGCUAAAGGUGGCGCAGUCAGUGAAGAAAAAGAAACGAUUCGCCAUAGAAAAGAAAGGGAUGGGUCAGAAGCUGAGUUGCAGAGGGAGCCAUGAACAUGGACUCUUCCGUGCUGUGCAGCAUGGGGACCUUGAAACUGUUGCAACUUUGUUACAGACACACCCAACUCUUAUGCAUCACACCACUGUCUAUGAUAACCACUCUGCUCUUCAUAUUGCUGCUGCUAAUGGCCAGAUCCAGAUUAUAUCUAGGCUUUUGGAUGGAUCUGUGAAUCCAGAUGUGUUGAAUCGCCAAAAGCAGACUCCGCUUAUGUUGGCAGCAAUGCAUGGAAAGAUCGCCUGUGUGGAAAAGCUCCUUGAAGCUGGUGCUAAUGUAUUAAUGUUUGAUGCUCGUUAUGGAAGAACCUGCUUGCACUAUGCUGCCUACUAUGGACAUUCUUCUUGUGUUAAGGCAAUUCUUUCUGCUGCUCAAUCUAGUACAGUGGCUGCUUCUUGGGGUUUUCCUCGGUUUGUGAAUGUUAGAGAUGGUAAGGGUGCAACACCAUUGCAUUUGGCAGCACGUCAAAGACGGCCUGAAUGUGUACAUAUUCUAUUGGACAGUGGAGCCCUUGUUUGUGCUUCAACUGGCAGAUACGGCUGUCCUGGGAGCACUCCUCUUCAUCUAGCUGCCCGAGGGGGUUCUCUGGAUUGCAUCCGGGAAUUGUUGGCAUGGGGUGCAGAUCGUCUUCAACGUGAUGCAUCUGGGCGGAUACCAUAUGUAGUUGCUCUGAAACACAGACAUGGCGAAUGUGCAGCAUUGCUAAAUCUUUCAUCUGCAGAGCCUCUUGUCUGGCCAUCAUCUUUGAAGGUCAUCAGUGAGCUUAAUCCAGAGGCCAAAGCUUUAUUAGAGCGGGCUUUGAUGGAUGCAAACAGGGAAAGGGAGAAAAACAUAUUGAAAGGGAGUUCUCGCUCUCUUCCAUCUUCUUCACACUCUGAUGGGGUAGAUGACAAUAUCUCUGAGGUUAGUGAGACGGAAUUAUGCUGCAUCUGCUUUGAGCAGGUGUGUACAAUUGAAGUCCAAGACUGUGGCCACCAGAUGUGUGCACAAUGCACACUAGCCCUCUGCUGCCACAAAAAGCCCAACCCUUCUACUGCUUGUCUUACCCCACCAGUUUGUCCAUUCUGCCGAAGCACCAUAGUUAGACUCGUGGUUGUCAAGGUAGAAAGUGAUGAUGACAUUGAUCUAGAUGGUGUUGAUAUUAGUUGUUCCAAGCUAAGCAACUCAAGGAAAUCCAGAAACUUGAAUGAGGGAGGUAGCAGCAGCUUCAAGGGAUUACCCAGUGUGGGUUCAUUUGGAAAAAUGGGUGGCCGAAGUUCUGGAAGAAUUGCUGCUGAAAAUAAGUGGGUUGAUAAUAAACCACAGUAAUGCUGAUGGCUGGUGUGGUAUAUGUUCUUAUUGAUAGUAAUUGCAUAUUGGUAAGAUGUGGUAACCAGUUGCUUGACCUGCAAGGCAAAAUGAAAGUGUAACAGGAGUUUAAUGUAAUGUUGGGAACUAAGCAAAUUGUGGUUGGGGAAAGAGGCGUAUGUCAUGUUGUAAAUUGUAAUAUUAUUAUUACUUGGGAAAGAAGAAGCAUCCCCUGCAUCGAUGAUUUUGGGCGUGGUCAAUUAUAGUAUUUGUAAUCCAGUGAAGUGAGAAGUUCUUUUUCUCAUUAAUAGAAGUCUAA